Molecule: messenger RNA, 518 nt
Organism: Melitaea cinxia (Glanville fritillary)
Lineage: Eukaryota; Metazoa; Arthropoda; Insecta; Lepidoptera; Nymphalidae
Exons: 4
Coding region: 24-518 (164 amino acids)
Source: RefSeq, a predicted model, not a curated record
UAACUUAAGCUUUUUCCUCAACUAUGUCGUGCGAAAUAAUAAUUCGCCACGCCCGAGCCGAAGAUCUGCAGCAGCGUAUGGAUCUCGUACGUAAUGGCUAUUCGGGUUACUUUUGGAAUGCAUGUUUAUUCUUUUUCUUCCAAGAGUUGACUUUGGAAUGUUGUGUACUGGCUGCUGCUAUCCUGUUCAUUUUCUUUGGGGUGUCUGCUACUACUUGUCUACUGCUCCUACCCGCGGUUGCCGCAAUUGUCGCAGCUGCUGUAGCAUCCGUUCAUUACUCACUGGCAUACAAACAUUCACAGAGUUUGUGUGAAGAGAUAUUUGGUAUAGUGGCAGAGUUGAAAGGAGCACUGCAACUGGAUCCAGGAGCUAGAAAAGUGCCAAUAAAAAUCCAGCUAGAUGCAAAAAAGGAAUCUAGUUAUUUACAAGUAUUUAUUAUCACAUCUAUAAACUUAUUGGUACAGUCAGUGUGUCAGAAUUCUGGGGUCCUCAGAAUAGCGGGUGGCUGCAUGCACUAG